AUGCGCUGCUCAUGUCGCUCCCUUGCCGCCCACGCCGCCCGACCGCGACCCGUCCAUGCGCCAUCACAUUUCGCCAACGCCUCCAAACGAUGUCUCGCCACAGUCCAGUCUACACAAUCUCCGGAUGCAGACGGUAGUAAUGCAAGGGGUAGUCUGAGUGGUGCGACAGUCAAUGCGUCUUUGUCAGUCCCCUCGGAAGCCCGCUUCAGUCCCAUCGGCGUUCAGCAUCUUUCCUCGCACAUCCACUCGCAGGUCUUCCCCGGCGCAAGCACCCAACCACCGCCCGAACUCGUCGCGCUUUCGCAGGACCACCUCAGUCGCCAUGACUUACUCGGCAAGAACCAGGACCAGACCCCGCCGGUUGGGUUUGACCUGCCCGAACUACAAGGGACCAGCCUCGACGAGCACUUUUACAAGCUGGGCAUGGAUACGGCGGAACCAUACUUAAGCAUGGCAAAGAAGCUGGCAUGGGCGAAUCCUCCACCAAAGCCAACAAAAUGGGUGCGACGGAGCGGCUGGACCAAGUACAACAGCGACGGCACCACCGAGGCCGUCGAUGCGCCCGACGAGACGAUGCUCACGUUCGACACCGAAGUCAUGUAUAAAGUGACGCCCUUCGCCUGCAUGGCAUGUGCCGCCAGUCCUACCGCCUGGUAUGCUUGGUUAUCGCCGUGGCUGCUGGGCGAGACCAAGUCAGAUCGCCACCUCAUCCCACUGGGCGACACCUCAGUCCCCCGCGUCAUUGUCGGACACAACAUCGGAUACGACAGGGCUAGGAUAGCGGAGGAGUACAAUAUCGCGCAAUCGAAAAACGCGUUCGUCGAUACCAUGUCCCUGCAUGUAGCUUCCAACGGCAUGUGCUCGCGCCAACGCCCGUCGUGGAUGAAGAACAGGAAGGAUCAGGAGAAGCAAGACAAGGCAGCGACUGAUGAGGAGAAUGCUGGCCUCUCCACGGUCUUGGCUCCUCCAACUGAAGAAGAGCUGUGGAUGGGAAGAAGCGCAAUCAACUCGCUACGGGAUGUGGCCAAGUUCCAUUGCAACAUCACGCUCGACAAGGCGCAGAGGGAGUACUUUGGUGAGAAAGACCGUGCGGUUGUCAAUGACAUGCUGGACGACCUGCUCUCCUACUGUGCCGCUGAUGUAGAAAUCACGCAUCGUGUAUAUCAAAAGGUCUUUCCGCUUUUUCUCGAGACAUGUCCUCAUCCUGUUAGUUUUGCCGCACUGCGAUUUCUGGCCGCUGAGAUUCUGCCUGUCAACGAGACGUGGGAUGCGUAUAUCAACAACGCCGAAGCGACAUAUAAGCAGCUCGACGAUGCUGUGAAGGAGCGCUUGGUGGCGUUGACAGAGAAGGCGCUGGAGGUCAAGGAUCAGCCGGAGGUGUAUGAGAACGAUCCCUGGCUGAGUCAGUUGGACUGGUCAGGGCAGGAGGUCAAGAUGGUAAAGGGGAAGAAGAAGGGCGAUCCGCCGAGACCAGCAGCCCGCCAGAAGAAGCCUGGUAUGCCAAAGUGGUACAAGGAUCUCUUUGCCAAGAACGACGCCCCGAUGGCUCUUACCGUACGAACACGCAUCACGCCGAUUCUACUGAAGCUGGCCUGGGAUGGCAAUCCUCUGGUGUGGUCGGAUAUACAUGGAUGGACGUACAAGGUGCCCGUAGACGAGGCCUUUGCCUACGACGACAAGGGGUUGAAGGUCUUGGACAUGUCUGAGGAAGAGAACCUGAAGCUUCGCGAUGAUAGCGAGUAUGUCUACUACAAGAUUCCGCACAAGGACGGGCCACUCGCGAGAUGCGCCAACCCCCUCGCCAAGGGCUAUCUGCAGUAUUUCGAGAAGGGUAAGCUGGGGUCGGAGUAUGCGUAUGCCAAGGAAGCACUGGAGAUGAACGCAUCCUGUUCGUACUGGAUCAGUGCGAGGGAGAGAAUCACGAAUCAGAUGGUCGUCUACAACAAGGAAGUGCCUAAUCCGCCGAAACUUGUCUCUGCAUCCGGCAAAGGCGCGGGGAAGAAGGUCGGCUUCAUCCUUCCACAGAUCAUACCAAUGGGCACCGUCACGCGGAGAUCGGUUGAAAAUACAUGGCUUACGGCUAGCAACGCGAAGAAGAAUCGUGUUGGGUCAGAAUUGAAGUCCAUGGUACGAGCUCCUCAAGGAUACUGCUUUGUAGGAGCAGAUGUCGACUCGCAGGAACUCUGGAUCGCUAGUUUAAUCGGCGAUGCGACGUUCAAGCUCCACGGCGGUAAUGCUGUCGGUUUCAUGACGCUGGAGGGCACCAAGGCAGCAGGUACAGAUUUGCACUCUCGCACAGCCGCUAUUCUGGGCAUCUCGCGAAACGACGCCAAAGUCUUCAACUACGGACGUAUCUACGGCGCGGGACUGAAGUUUGCGUCUACCCUUCUCCGCCAGUUCAACCCUUCGUUAUCGGACGAGCAAACCUCCAAAACAGCAGACGAUCUCUACAAAAACACCAAGGGCAAGAAGACGAACCGCAAACAACUCCACGAACGAGCCUUCUGGCGCGGCGGCACUGAAUCUUUCGUGUUUAACAAGUUGGAAGACUUUGCUGAACAAGAACGACCCCGCACACCUGUCCUCGGCGCUGCCAUCACCGAAGCCCUGCAACGGCGGUACUUGUCAAAAGGAGGUUUCAUGACGAGUCGAAUCAACUGGGCGAUCCAAUCUUCCGGCGUUGACUACCUCCAUCUUCUAAUCGUCUCCAUGGACUACCUCACCCGCCGAUACGGCCUCGACGCUCGCCUCGCCAUCACCGUGCACGACGAGAUCCGAUACCUCGUCAAAGAAGAAGACAGAUAUAAAGCGGCAAUGGCGCUGCAGGUUGCCAACGUCUGGACACGCGCAAUGUUUAGCCAGCAAAUGGGUAUCAACGAACUUCCCCAAUCAUGCGCUUACUUCUCCGCCGUCGACAUUGACCACGUCUUGCGAAAGGAGGUGGAUAUGGAUUGUAUCACGCCGAGCAACAAGGAGAAGAUCCCGCAUGGUGAGAGUCUGGAUAUCAUGGCGCUGUUGGAGAAGGGCGAAGAAGCACGCCUUGAUCCCGCUUUCGUACCCAGCGAAGCCGAUAUGCCAACACCGGAGAAGUACACUCACGCCUUCACCCCCCGCACACCCAUCAUGUCCACCCUUUCACGCGGCGAUGCAGUCGGCGACCCAACAGCAAUGGCGUAUCUCAAAGCGCAAAUUUCCUCCUCCGAUCAGGAACUCCGCGACAUCCUCAAACCGCUACGUGCGACGCCAGCACCACGCAGUGCAAGCAGUAGCAAGACGAAGAGCAAGAGUGGAAGCACAGCCGGCAACGAAGUCUCAGACAUCGAGCAAGAGAACCGUGAGAUCCAGAGGGAGAUUAAGCAGUUUGAAAAAAUGACCAAGCAAUCGAGCGCUCAUGACCCCUGGCGCGAGGUGUACAAGCGCGCGAAUGCGAGUACGAAGGCCAAAGGCAAAGCUGCGACUGGAAGCGAGUGGUGGCAGAACGGGUAUACGACGCAUAAUAGGAGUGCGGUCAGGAGCGCAAGAGUUUAG
Messenger RNA from Alternaria conjuncta, 3528 nucleotides. It is a transcript of the gene MIP1, whose product is annotated as DNA-directed DNA polymerase gamma mip1. Gene Ontology annotation, molecular function: DNA-directed DNA polymerase activity; DNA binding; 3'-5' exonuclease activity. Gene Ontology annotation, cellular component: gamma DNA polymerase complex; mitochondrion. The record is from RefSeq and is a predicted model, not a curated record. Lineage: Eukaryota; Fungi; Ascomycota; Dothideomycetes; Pleosporales; Pleosporaceae. The transcript has a single exon. The coding region runs from base 1 to 3528 and encodes 1175 amino acids. Gene Ontology annotation, biological process: mitochondrial DNA replication.